GCCAUGUGUACUGUGUCCCCUUGGUAACACAUUCCCAGAACCAUAGCUAGCAUCCACCAGCGUGAAGAACCAGGAGAUAGAGCAUGGAGCACGCGGCGCAGAACCUCGCAAGCAAUGUUGGGCAGCUGCUGGCCGCGGAGUAUCGGCAGCUCCGCGGCGUUGGCGGCGAGAUCGCCGAGCUGCGCGACGACUUGGCCACCAUGAACGCCCUCCUCCGGAUGCAGUCGGAGGCCGAGGACGGGGCCGUUGACCACUUCGUCCGGGAGUGGAUGAAGCAGCUGAGCGAGCUCGCCUACGACUCAGAGGACUGCAUCGACCUGUACCUGCUCCGCAUCAAGUGCCGCCCGGGCGAAGGCGUGCGCGCCAGGGCGAGGCGCCUGCUCGCGACGUUCUCCCCUCGCCGCAGCCUCGCCGGCGAGGUCAGGGCGCUCCGCGCCCGCGCCCUCGCCAUCAGCGAGCGCCACGCGCGCUACGGCGUCAGCCGCGACGCGCUCAUGCGCCGCUCCCCUCUCUUACCUGCCCCUCAGAUGCUGACGUCGACGGCCUCCGCCGCCGCCGCACCUAAUCAGCACGCGCUGAGCCGUGCCAACGAGCAGCCUGAGCACAGCCGGGUCGUCGGCAUCGAGGACCAGGUCGACGCGCUGGCCGGCCGGCUGAGUCCUGCCGUCGAGGGAGAGCGCUAUCUGAAGGUGUUCUCCGUCGUGGGGUUCGGGGGCGUCGGCAAGACCACGCUGGCCAUGGAGGUGUGCCGGCGGCUGGAGCCGGAGUUCCCGUGCCAGGCCUUCGUUUCGGUGUCUCAGGCGUUCGAGCCGAGCAGGGACCUCAAGCCGCUGCUCAGGCGUGUGCUGGAGCAGAUCGUCAAGACCAAAGCAGAGAACGAGAAAGGUAUCAAGGAAGAUGGGUCGCUUGGUGACAUCGACGGCUUGGAUGCUGAUCUGCUGGCCCGAAAGCUCGCGCACAAAGUCAAGGACAUGAGGUACCUCAUUGUACUGGAUGAUGUAUGGACCGUACGAGCAUGGGAGUCAAUCCAAUCGGUUUUACCAGAGAACAAUUGCAACAGCAGAAUAAUUGUGACCACUAGGAUGGAGACAGUGGCCAAAGUAUGCAGUCCGGCCAGUAUUGUUAAGGGACAUUUCAUCCAUUAUAUGGAACCUCUCAAGCUCGAAGAUUCCAAAAAGUUGUUUCUGAGCAGAGCAUUUGGCUCUGUGGAUGCCUCUUAUCCCACGGAGUUCAACGAUGUAAUGGACAAUAUCUUAAGAAAAUGCGGUGGACUGCCACUGGCCAUAGUUAGCAUUGCCAGCGUUUUGGCAGGCUACAAGUCAUCCGGCAGUAUAGACAAGUGGGAAACCAUAUGCAAAUCAAUAGUUUCUCAGAUGGAGAGCAACCCUACCUUGGAGGGGAUCAGGCAGAUUGUCACAGUCAGUUUCAACCACUUACCUCAUGAGCUCAAGGGUUGCAUGAUGUACCUUAGUAUUUUCCCUGAGGAUUACGAGAUCAGUAAGGACCGACUCUUGUGCAGAUGGAUCGCCGAGGGAUUGGUCUUGGAGAAGCAGGGGUUGACACAGAUGGAGGUUGCAGAAUCCUACUUGGACGAGCUACUGAGUAGGAACAUGAUCAAAGCCAACCGUUUGGACGAGCACAAGAGGGAUCAGUCGUACCAGGUGCAUGACCUGCUUCUCGAGAUCAUGGUGUCCAAGUCCUUAGAGGCUAACUUUGUUAGCCUGAAAGGAGGGCGGUACGACGGGAUGUCGUACGACAGGAUCCGUCGCCUCUCCAUACAUGACAGCGCCGAUGUUGGUGCAUAUUCAACUUCCAAGGUAAAGGUAACAGUUGAUCACCGAGGCACCCAAGAGGUGAACCUGCAGCAUGUUCGAUCACUGAGUAUGUUCCAGCUCCAAGGGCACAAGCUCCUUGACCAACUAGGCGACUUCGCCUUGCUGAGGGUGCUUGACCUGGAAGGUUGCGAGGGGGUAACCAACAAGCAUGUGAGGUACGCUUGUCAGUUGCACCUACUCAGGUUCCUGAGCAUGAAGAAUACAAAUAUCAGCGUGGUGCCUCCUCAAAUUGGGAAUCUGGAGCACCUACAGACGCUCGAUGUACGGACAACCCUUCUUGAUCACCUGCCUGAAACUGUCACGAAGCUGGAAAGACUCGAGCGCCUCAAGUUCUCCAAGAGGGGCUUGGAUAUCAAGUGGGUGUUGCCCCGGGGCCUCAGCAAGAUGAAGGCGCUUCGCGAUGUGGGUUUAGUGCGUCUCGGAAAUGACUCCCAAGUCGCCCGAGAGGUGGGUGAACUUGAGCUGCUACAGACGUUGGACCUGCACAUCGGCCACGAGACCGUUGACGAGGAGGUUCUCCGACAGCUUGCCUUGUCCCUGAGUAAGAGGUACUCUGUCAGGUGUCUUAGCUUGGUAGACAUAAGCAGUGCAGGGAAGAUACUGAACUUUCUCCAUGACCUGCCAACACCACCGCGCCUCCUCCGGUCUCUCGGAAUCAGCGGUGGCAUCAGCCGGUUGCCCAGCUGGGUCGGAUCACUCACGUACCUCGUUGACUUCGCCAUGAUGGGCACAGACCUUGUUGGUGAUGAGCUACUUGGUGUCCUGUGUGAGUUGCCCAACCUCAAGACCCUGCGUGCCUCUUGGAAAAGCUACAGAGAGGAUGAGCUAGUCGCGCGCACGAACCAUACAUUUCCGGUGCUCAGAGACCUGUGGUUUGGUGAAGGCGUUCUGCCCAAAGUUCUCCGGUUUGAGGAAGGGUGCAUGGCAAAGCUUGAAACGCUCGAACUGCGUAUUCGUAGCCAUGAUGAGCUGGAGACUAGCAUCGUUGGCAUCGAGCGCCUGACGAACCUGAAAAUGAUCACGCUCAAGGGUGAUAAGGACAACCCUGCACUUUACCAUAGACUGUCGCAGCUCAAGGAUGAGAGAGAUCGACGCCCCAAGUCCAAUCAAUUCCAGGUUGCAGUAAAAUACUACUUGUGAUUAUUUUGUCACCUUCCUUGGUCAGGACUAUCAAAAUAACUACUUCGACAUGUUUGCUUGUUUCAGUGUUGCUUUUUACUAUUUUUUAUAUAUGUUGUUAUUCCAAAUUCAUUACCUGGCCCAAGCUCUCACAUGCUAGAGCCCCUCAUGUCGGGGUAUGUGGAGAAGGUUUUCUUCUAGUAAUGCAAUAUCUGGGGGUCUUCCCCCUGGCCGGCCAACUUUUUUUCUUAUUCCAAAUUCAUUUUGUUUCGGAAUGCGUGUAGGUAAUUACUACAUUGUUGUAAACAUUAAAUUCUUCUACACCUGAUGCUAUACUUGCUUGCAUUA
Panicum virgatum (switchgrass) is the source of this 3302-nucleotide messenger RNA. RefSeq names its product disease resistance protein Pik-2-like. Gene Ontology annotation, molecular function: ADP binding. The coding region runs from base 84 to 2975 and encodes 963 amino acids. The transcript is spliced from 2 exons. Gene Ontology annotation, biological process: defense response to other organism. The record is from RefSeq and is a predicted model, not a curated record. Lineage: Eukaryota; Viridiplantae; Streptophyta; Magnoliopsida; Poales; Poaceae.